Messenger RNA from Tarenaya hassleriana, 925 nucleotides. RefSeq names its product PLASMODESMATA CALLOSE-BINDING PROTEIN 3-like. NCBI's taxonomy places the organism in Eukaryota, Viridiplantae, Streptophyta, Magnoliopsida, Brassicales, Cleomaceae. The record is from RefSeq and is a predicted model, not a curated record. Bases 171 to 707 code for a protein of 178 amino acids. The transcript is spliced from 4 exons.
ACUAAGACUGCGUGGUAAAAACCCACAACCUUUACUUAUAAGGUUUACUUAUAAUCUCAACUAUCCUUGUCCAAACUUCUUCAUCUCUCUCUCUCUCUCUCUCUCUCUCUCUCUCUCUCUACCAACAUCUUGGUCUGUGCUUGGCUCAAGAUUCAGGGAUUAUAAUCAUCAUGAGAGUGCUUCUGGGUCUCCUCUUGCUUCUCUCGGCCUUGACUAACUAUUCAAGUGCAACAUACUGUCUGUGUAGAGAUGGGAUUGGAGACAGACAGCUUCAGUCAUCCUUGGACUAUGCAUGUGGAGCAGGAGCAGACUGCACACCCAUCCUUCAGAACGGUGCAUGUUACCAACCCAACACCGUGAAGAGCCACUGUGAUUGGGCCGUCAACAGCUAUUUCCAGAGAGCCGGUCAAGUCUCUGGGAGCUGUAAUUUCUCUAGCACUGCCGCUAUCAGCACCAAUCCUCCUCCAACUGUGGUUACUGGGUGUGUCUAUCCUUCAAGCCCCAGUAAUGCUGGGACACCAACAUCGACCACACCGCCAGGGACAAAUGGAAGUUCAGGAACAAAUGUGUUUCCUGGAACUCCGGUCUUGGGUCCGACCGGAGUCACCGACCAAGGCAAUGGUGCUACUAGUUUAUACAUCUCUUCUUAUGCGCUCCCCACCCUCUGGUGGUGGUUCUCAGCUCUAGUGUUUCUAUGGGGUCAAUGAAGGAACCAGUGUUUUCUCUUGGCCUUGGAGGAGACGUGUUUUUCUUAUUUAGACUUUUCUUUCUCUGUUUCUUCUCAUACAUAGAUGGCUGGCUCUCAUCAGUUUUUUUCCUAUUCUUUCCCUUUUUCUAAUUUCUAUCUAAUGGAAUCUGUAAGGGCUGUAUUAUGAUCAACGGUAUAAAAAAACAGAAAAAGGAAACAUAGACCUUCAGUGAUGAA